UUUUUUAAAUGUUGAUUGUUGACCCAUUCUGCCUGUGUUUGGGUGUGUGUGUGUAUUAUAUAUUAUAUGUGAUAUAAUAGAUAUUAUAUUAUAUGUAGUCUAUCAGUUUAUUCCAUUGUUGUGGUCAUGUCCUUGUAAAGGAUUCAGCUGGAGUUUUUUUUUUUUAUCCAGUGUGUGCAGCAGGCAUAAAUUUAAUUCUUGCAGCUGUUGUAAAUGGCAAUUAAGGUUUGUUGUAUGUAACUAUGCCAGUCUUGGAUUUGGUUCAUUGGUUGUCUAGUCCCUUUGCAUGAGAUUUGGGACAAAUUUGCAUGGUAUUAAGUUCAGGGGUAUGGGAGGAGCUUAGGAAGAUCAAGGACCCCUUGUUGCAGCAACUGGUGCUGAAGCUGAAAGAUACCAUCAUGCACUCAAGAGCAGACAGUACUAUCGAGAAAUAUACCAGGGCUUUUCUUAGGUGGGUGCAGUGGGCUGAGUCUAGAGAUAGUUUUGGAAAGCUCCCAGUUAAUCCGCUUCACUUUGCACUGUAUUUACAGCACCUUGGAUCUCUGACGCAAUCUAGGUCAGCGGUGGAGGAAGCUACCAAUGCUGUUUCCUGGUUUAGCCAAACUGCUGGAUAUACCUCGAUUUCUCAGGAUCCUUUCGUGAAGAUGGCUCUGGCUGGUCUGCAAAGGAGUCUCUCUAAGCCUAGGAGGAAGAAGGAGCCAGUGUCGCCGGUCAUGUUAAAGGAGAUGGUAGAUUCGCUUGACCAGGAUCCAUCCUUAUCUGAUGUGAGAGCAGUGGCAAUAGCAUUUAUUGCAUUUUACGGGUUUUUACGCUUUGAUGAGGUGGUAAAGCUAAGAUGCUGUGAUGUAAGGUUUUUGUCAGACCACAUGGUGAUCAAAAUUGUAUCGAGCAAGACGGAUCAAUAUCGACAAGGGGAUGAAGUGGUCAUUGCACGUUCUGGGUCCUCAUUGUGUCCUGUCGGACGGUUGGAGCUAUAUUGCCGCAUGGCACGGGUUGAUUCGCAAAGUGCAGAGUGCUUAUUUAGAGGUAUUGUGAAGUCAAAAAAUGGUGAGAGAUUACGUUCCUUGGGGUCGCUCUCUUAUUCGAGGAUUAGAGAGAUUUUAAUGGGAAAGAUUAAAGCACUGGGAUACGAUCCUGCGGACUAUGGGACACACAGUUUUCGGUCUGGAGGAGCUUCGUUAGCGGCUAAUAGGGGAGUGCCUGAUAGAUUAUUUAAAAAGCAUGGUCGCUGGAAGUCGGAAUCAGCUAAAGACGGUUACAUUAAGGACAGCCUUUCGGCUAGGUUGGAUGUCUCUAGAAAGCUGCUGUUUUAGGUAUGGUCUGAGCUGCUGGCUUACAGUUACUCGCUUUCUUCUUAUAGGAACUCAUGAAGUUUUUUGUGUUAGGCUCUUCUCGAAAGAUUAUUAUUAUUAUUAUUAUUAUUGUAAUUUAGCGAUUAUUAUUAUUAAGCCUUAUUUGCAUUUGUAGGAAUUUUUGGUUUGUGUUUUUCUUUUUAUAUAUAUAUUUUUUUGGGUCACAGGGUUGUGGUCAUGGUUUUUUCCACCGUAUAAUAAAAAAAUAAAAAAUAAAAAUAAAAAGAAAAAUACGGUGGUUCUUUUCCUGGGGGGUGCUUUAGGACCCUAGCCCCCCCGAAUAAUGCACUACUGACCGGGGUCCUCUUCCCUUAGUGGCUCAUCUUAAUCUACUAGUGUGUUGGUACUUUUUGUAUUGAUCUAAAAAAUGUCUUUAAGGCCUGCACUGGCCCCUGACCUCAA
This is a messenger RNA of Amphimedon queenslandica, 1754 nucleotides long. RefSeq lists its product as uncharacterized. Gene Ontology annotation, biological process: DNA recombination; DNA integration. The record is from RefSeq and is a predicted model, not a curated record. The transcript is spliced from 3 exons. Gene Ontology annotation, molecular function: DNA binding. Bases 309 to 1313 code for a protein of 334 amino acids. NCBI's taxonomy places the organism in Eukaryota, Metazoa, Porifera, Demospongiae, Haplosclerida, Niphatidae.